Messenger RNA from Lolium rigidum, 1379 nucleotides. Its product is annotated as barley B recombinant-like protein D. Gene Ontology annotation, molecular function: DNA-binding transcription factor activity; sequence-specific DNA binding. The record is from RefSeq and is a predicted model, not a curated record. Gene Ontology annotation, cellular component: nucleus. Lineage: Eukaryota; Viridiplantae; Streptophyta; Magnoliopsida; Poales; Poaceae. Gene Ontology annotation, biological process: response to ethylene.
GUGGUCUCAUAGCUUCCCUACUUGUCCUGGCUGCAAGCAGAUCUGACGAUGGACAACCUUGGACAUAGAGAAAAUGGGAGGCAAAGGGUAGACCCAUAUAAAGGACUUCAUACCCAGUGGAUGAUGCCCCAAAGGCAAAUAAGGGAUCACCACAGUAUGAACCUCCUGGCACUAAUGACUGAGAGAGACAAUGCCAUUAUGCAAAGAGACCAUGCUCUGGCUGAGAAGAAAGCUGCCAUGGCUGAGAGAGACAUGGCAUUUGCGCAGCGGGACUCUGCAAUGGCUGAACGGAAUGCUGCAAUCAUCGAACGAGACAACGCCCUUGCUGCGCUUGAACUAGCCCGUGCAAAUGGAUUUAAUGUGAAUAACGGGAGCGGAUUCAACACAGAAUCUCUCAGUGGAACGAAGAACUUCCAACACCAUGACCAGCAUUCCCAUGAUCAAUCAUCACCACUGCAACUGGCAGAUUCUCCAUAUGAUCAUGCGAGGGAAAUGCACAUAUCAGAUGCAUACCCUAUCUCAACAGCCCCAGGGAGUGCUGGAAAGGCAAAGAAGCCCAACAAAAAUAGUUCCCAAGCAUCUCCAUUGAAGAGGCCAUCAGGUGUGCUCCGGAAAACCAAGAAAGCCACUGGUGACUGGCGAGAUGUCGGAAUGCCCAGUGUCGGUGAGGAUCCAGCUCGCGUUUCUGUGAUGAAGAACGAGUGGAAGGACCAGGACCUUGGUCUUAACCAGGUUGCAUUUGACGAGUCAUCCAUGCCCGCACCUGCCUGCUCGUGCACAGGAAACCUACGACAGUGCUACAAGUGGGGCAAUGGUGGGUGGCAGUCGUCCUGCUGCACCAUGAGCAUGUCCAUGUACCCGCUCCCGGUGAUGCCCAACAGGCGCCACGCUCGCAUGGGGGGAAGAAAGAUGAGCGGCAGCGCAUUCACAAAACUUCUCAGCCGGUUAGCAGCUGAAGGCCACGAUCUCUCGACAUCGGUGGACCUCAAGGACCACUGGGCCAAGCAUGGCACGAACCGGUACAUCACCAUCAGGUAGCUCCGGCGCUCCUAUUGAUGAACGGCCAUGAGUGCAUGAUUCAAGCUGUAAAGGGUGGAGAUCAGGCAAGGGUUGCUUCUCUUGCAUCCCCUAAAGUCUACUUACUGGGAGGCAGGGAUGUGAUUGGGUAUUUUGGGAUUUAGGUAGAAUUUUGUGUUUUUGGGGUGCUUUAGGUCCUCACUUUCUGAACCCCGAACUGCUGCUGUGUCACUGCCUCACUGGACCAUGGAAAUGUAAUUGUAGCAACUCGAGGUAUUCGUUGUCCGAUCAUUGUAUAGUCUGACUACUAAAAUGACUAGUACUGUUAGUCUUCUGGUCAGAGGGUUCCUGGCUUUUGUCAA